GAUCCCAGAAAAUUGUGCAUACACGAAAGGACCAAUUUAUCCGGAAUCUACUAACGUACCACCAAUCACUAAUUCUGAAAGUUAUUUUAAUUCUGGGCUGAUAAUUUUACGUCCUUCUAAAUCGAAAUUUAAUGAAAUAUAUAACCAACUUGUAAAUCAUGAAAACCUUGAUCAAUUACCAUUUCCAGAUCAAGAUCUACUUAAUAAAAUAUACAAAGGAAAUUGGGUAGGGCUUCCUUAUAUUUAUAAUGCGUUAAAGACUUUGCGUGAUUGCCAUUCGUCGAUGUGGUCGGACAAAGAUGUUAAGAAUGUUCAUUACAUAACCAAAUACAAACCAUGGAAGGAAGAUAGUAUAAUUAUGGAGCAGAAACUAGAUAGAAGAGAUAGUGUUUCGAUUUUAAACAAUUGGUGGUGGAAAGUCUAUAGAGAUGUAGGGUGGGAUGAUGAAGAUUUUGAAGAAUAA
Messenger RNA from Racocetra fulgida, 463 nucleotides. NCBI's taxonomy places the organism in Eukaryota, Fungi, Glomeromycota, Glomeromycetes, Diversisporales, Gigasporaceae. The record is from the annotation of a GenBank genome assembly.